Messenger RNA from Meleagris gallopavo (turkey), 1121 nucleotides. It is a transcript of the gene RACK1, whose product is annotated as receptor for activated C kinase 1. Gene Ontology annotation, molecular function: ribosome binding; translation regulator activity; protein binding. The record is from RefSeq and is a predicted model, not a curated record. NCBI's taxonomy places the organism in Eukaryota, Metazoa, Chordata, Aves, Galliformes, Phasianidae.
CCCUCUUUCUCUCUCCGCGCUGGCGGCCAUCGCAGACGGUAGGAGCGGAUCGGGCCGGGCCCUCAAUUGAAUCCGCCGCCAUCCUCCCGUUCCGCCGCCGCCAUGACGGAGCAGAUGACCCUCCGCGGUACCCUGAAGGGCCACAAUGGGUGGGUGACGCAAAUCGCCACCACCCCGCAGUUCCCGGACAUGAUUCUCUCCGCGUCGCGGGACAAAACCAUCAUCAUGUGGAAGCUGACCCGCGAUGAGACCAACUACGGGAUCCCGCAACGCGCCCUGCGUGGCCACUCGCACUUUGUCAGCGAUGUGGUCAUCUCCUCUGAUGGGCAGUUUGCACUGUCGGGUUCAUGGGAUGGCACCUUGAGGCUGUGGGACCUCACCACAGGAACCACCACCCGCCGCUUUGUUGGCCACACCAAGGAUGUGCUGAGCGUCGCCUUCUCCUCCGAUAACCGCCAGAUCGUUUCGGGCUCCAGGGACAAAACCAUCAAACUCUGGAACACUUUGGGUGUCUGCAAAUACACGGUGCAGGAUGAGAGCCACUCCGAGUGGGUUUCCUGCGUGCGCUUCUCCCCCAACAGCAGCAACCCCAUCAUUGUCUCCUGUGGCUGGGACAAGUUGGUGAAGGUUUGGAAUUUGGCUAACUGCAAACUGAAGACAAACCACAUUGGCCACACAGGAUAUCUGAACACAGUGACUGUCUCUCCUGAUGGCUCCCUGUGUGCUUCUGGAGGCAAGGACGGCCAAGCCAUGCUGUGGGACCUGAACGAAGGCAAGCACCUCUACACUCUGGAUGGAGGGGACAUCAUCAACGCGCUGUGCUUCAGCCCCAACCGCUACUGGCUGUGUGCUGCCACUGGCCCCAGCAUCAAGAUCUGGGACCUGGAAGGUAAAAUCAUCGUGGAUGAGCUGAAGCAGGAGGUGAUCAGCACCAGCAGCAAAGCUGAGCCACCCCAGUGCACCUCUCUGGCGUGGUCUGCAGAUGGACAGACACUGUUUGCUGGCUACACAGAUAACCUCGUCCGGGUUUGGCAAGUCACCAUUGGAACCAGAUGAGGACGUGGUAACAAGACACAGAUUUUAUGCACAAAACUCAAUAAAAGAGCGCUCUGUUGAGCUCA